Pungitius pungitius (ninespine stickleback) is the source of this 1086-nucleotide messenger RNA. RefSeq names its product glutathione peroxidase 9 (gene gpx9). Gene Ontology annotation, molecular function: glutathione peroxidase activity. Lineage: Eukaryota; Metazoa; Chordata; Actinopteri; Perciformes; Gasterosteidae. Gene Ontology annotation, biological process: response to oxidative stress. The record is from RefSeq and is a predicted model, not a curated record. The transcript has 6 exons.
GGACUAUCAGAAUACUUUAAAUCGAGUCUUGAAUGACCUGUUUAGUAUCCAAAACCGUAAUACAUUCUGAUAAGUUUGGUAUUCAUGGAACACAAAUGCCAAGAAUUUGGAGUAACGAGCCAAUUAGCUAUCACCACAUUAGCAGCCAAUUUUCACGGAACACCUGCGCUGCACAAAUGACAAUCCUGCCUGCUCACCUCUGCCCAGGAGGACAAUGAAGUCAGUCAUGCUGAAGAAUUGCUGCCCCAUGAGUUAUGUUUGAGUGAAUGAGAUGAGCCAACAGGAUAGACCAGUGAAUACUCACUCUUGACUGACUACAAUCCCAUAUACAUGCUAAAGUAUAAGAAUGGCGUGUAAAUCAAUCUAUGAUUUCUCUGUUGAGACCCUGGAUGGACAGCUGGUUCCGCUCAGUAACUACAGGGGUAAAGUGCUUCUCAUCAUCAACGUUGCCACCUUCUGAGGGUCAACGAUAGAGGAGUACCACCGACUGAAUGCGCUGAUGGAAAUGUUUGGCGACCUCAACUUCACUGUCCUAGCAUUCCCCAGCAACCAAUUUGGACUCCAGUCACCUGAGGUGAAUCAUGAAACCCUCAACAUUCUAAAGUAUGUGAGACCUGGUUGUGGAUUUGUGCCAAAGUUUCCUGUCUUUGGGAGGGUUGAGGUGAAUGGAUUAAAUGAAGACCCUCUUUUUACAUAUCUAAAGGAACUGUUGCCAUUUGUGAAUCCUGUCAUUGGAGAUAUGAAGAAAUUCUACUGGAACCCAAUCAGUGUCAAUGACAUAAAGUGGAAUUUUGAGAAGUUCCUAAUCACGGCAGAUGGCAUGCCCUUCAAAAGGUAUGAACUUCAUUGCCCCAUUGAGAAUGUGGAGAAGGACAUAGCAGAUCUUCUAUGACGGAUUUUGUUUAAAUUCGUCACCGGUAGCAGAGUGACGAUCUCCCAGUAAAUGCACUUGUGCACCUGAGCUGGAUCUGAUGGGAAGAGGAACAGGCGUCGGGGCUUCAGCACAUUCACUCCGAGGACUCGUUCCCUUCAGCUACUGGACAACUCAUGAAUAUAAAUAAAUAAAAACGCUAUAAAAGACGAUUU